Molecule: messenger RNA, 4530 nt
Organism: Salarias fasciatus (jewelled blenny)
Lineage: Eukaryota; Metazoa; Chordata; Actinopteri; Blenniiformes; Blenniidae
Gene: stk10
Product: serine/threonine kinase 10
Exons: 20
Coding region: 1-3042 (1013 amino acids)
Biological process (GO): protein phosphorylation
Molecular function (GO): protein serine/threonine kinase activity; ATP binding
Source: RefSeq, a predicted model, not a curated record
AUGGCUCUAGCUAGAUUCAGCAAGAUCCUUCGCCUGCCCACUAUUGACAUAAAAAAGAAAGUCAAACAGUACGAGCACGUCCAUCGGGACAUCAAUCCGAACGAUUUAUGGGAAAUUGUCGGUGAACUGGGCGACGGCGCGUUUGGAAAGGUCUACAAGGCCAGGAACAAAGACACUGGAGUUCUGGCUGCAGCCAAAGUGAUCGAGACAAAAUGUGAAGAAGAGCUGGAGGAUUACAUGGUUGAGAUUGACAUCCUGGCUAAAUGUGACCACCGCUACAUCGUCAAGCUGCUUGAUGCAUUUUACCAUGACAACAAACUGUGGAUCAUGAUUGAGUUCUGCCCCGGAGGGGCAGUAGAUGCCACCAUGCUCGAGUUGGAUCGAGGACUGACGGAGCCUCAGAUUAAGGUGGUUUGUCGCCAGAUGUUGGAGGCUCUGGUUUACCUUCACAGCAUGAAGAUCAUCCACCGAGACCUGAAGGCUGGUAACAUCCUCCUCAUGCUGGAUGGAGACAUCAAACUUGCGGACUUUGGGGUGUCUGCAAAAAACACCAAAACCUUACAGAGACGGGAUUCUUUCAUUGGAACCCCAUACUGGAUGGCCCCGGAGGUGGUGAUGUGCGAGACCAUGAAGGACGCUCCGUACGACUACAAAGCCGACAUCUGGUCUCUGGGCAUCACUCUGAUCGAACUCGCGCAGAUCGAGCCCCCCCACCACGAGCUCAACCCCAUGAGGGUGCUGCUGAAGAUCGCCAAGUCGGAGCCCCCCACCCUGGAGCAGCAGCACAAAUGGUCUCUGGAGUUUAAAGAUUUCCUGAAGAAAGUUUUGGACAAAAAUCCAGAGAGUCGACCAACUGCAGCACAGCUCCUGGCGCACCCCUUUGUGAAAUCUGUGACAUCCAACCGUCCGCUGCGAGAGCUGGUGGCCGAGGCGAAGGCGGAGGUCAUGGAGGAAAUUGAAGACAAUAGAGAGGAAGGAGAGGAGGACGACGCCAUGGAGCUCACUGGGUCUCCAGGCAAGGAGCCGUGCCAGACGAGUCAGACCAGUCUGGAAGGAGACCAGUCCACGGACACUCCGAGCCCCACCACGCCCUCCCCGACCACGCCGAUGCCUCCAUCCGGGAGCGGGGCCGAGCGGGACGCGCCGACAGAGGAGCAGCCGGGCCCCGUCCUGGUGAUGCCGGUUCCCGUGCCACCACUGAACCCCCACUCGAAAGACUCGGAGGAAAUCGAGUCGGAGAAAUGUGGGAGCGAGGCCUCGACGAAGACCUCCAGCUCAGACUCUGGCAUCGAGGAUGGGAAGAGCACACCCACCAUGGAGGAGGAGAAGGUGGCUGAGAGAACCCUGGAGACAGAACGCCCGUCAUCUCUUUCACAAAACAAGGCUUCUGAGAAAGAAAGUGGCCUCAGAGUCAACGGAGAGCUGCCGGCUGCGAGCUCAAGUCCCAUCGUAACUCCUACCCCCAGUUCCACUCCAUCCCCCGCCCCCACCCCACUGACCAGACCUCGGUCCGGGUUACAUGACAACCUCACCAAAGGUACUCCGGAGCGGACAUCAAUGGGAGGAAACAUUGAGACAAUCCCGCCGUAUGUCAACGGCGGAACGAGCAACAAACGCAAUUCACUAGCAGGCAGCUUGAUGUCUGAGAGCAUGGACAUGUCGAUGAACAAGGAGAGCAUUUCGCUCUAUUCAAGGGACUUUUCAAGUAAGACUCUCAAGCGGACCAGAAGGUUUGUGAUCGACGGUGUGGAAGUGAGCGUUACCACCUCCAAGAUCAUCAGGGACGAUGAGAAGAAAGACGAGGAAAUGAGAUUCCUGAGACGUCAGGAGCUGCGUGAGCUGCGUUUGCUGCAGAAGGAAGAGCAGCGGGCUCAGGCCGCCCUCAACGCCAAACUGGAAACGCAAAGAGAGCAAAUGCAGAGACGCUGUGACCAGGAGAUGCACAACAAGAAGAAGCACUAUGACGGGGAGCUAGAAAACCUGGAGAAGCACCAGAAGCAGACCAUUGAGAAAAUGGAGUCGGAUCACAACAUUAAACUGAAGGACGAAACCAAACGCAUCAAGUCAGAACAGGAGCGGGAGUUCCACCGGUUUCAAGAGCUGCUCAAGAACAAGAAAAAAGAGGUAAAACACUCUGUAGAAAAACUGCCCAGAAGUCAACGGAAAGAAUCCUUGAAGGACAGAAUGAGCAGCUUCCAAGAAAUGAAAGCAAGAGAGGAGGAGAAGUUUUUGGCAGGUCAGAAGAAUCAGCUGGACUCAACCCUGCAGAGGAUCAUCGCCAACAACAAGAGGGAGAUAGCAGGGAUGGAGCGAAACUGCCUGGACAAGAAGCAGCAGCUGAUCCGAGAUCGUGAAGCUACACUCUGGGACAUGGAGGAGAAGAACCUCUAUGAGAGACACCAGCUGUUGAAGCAGCAGCUGAAAGAUCAGUACUUCCUCCAGAGGCAUCAACUGCUCAAGAAACACGAGAAGGAGCAAGAGCAGAUGCAGUGCUACAACCAGCGGAUGAUUGAGAUCCUGAAGGCGCGGCAGCAGCAAGAGAAGAGCCGGCUGCCCAAGAUUCAGCGCGGCGAGGCCAAGACCCGCAUGGCCAUGUUCAAGAAGAGCCUCCGCAUCAACUCCUCAGGCAGCUCCUCAGAGGACAGGGACAAGAUCAAACUGUUCUCUCAGCAGGAGGAGAAGCGGCAGAAAGCAGAGAGGCUCCACCAGCAGCAAAAACACGAGAACCAGAUGAGGGAGAUGAUUGGCCAGUGUGACAGCAACGUCAGAGAGCUCCAGCAGCUACAGAAUGAGAAAUGUCACCUGCUCAUCGAGAACGAGACUCAGAGGCUCAAGCAGCUGGACGAGCAGCACAACCAGCUGUUGAAGGAGUGGAGGGAUCAUUUGAAACCAAGGAAGAGGGCCCUCGAAGAUGAGCUCAACAUGAAGAAGAGGGAACAGGAGGCUUUCUUCAAGAUGACCGAGGCUUCCGAUUGCCCGAACCCCAGCUCUUCCAAUAAACUCUCCAAGUUCGUGCCUUACCAGGAACCCUUCAACACAUAAAAGCUCCGCGAUACUCUGUGCCCACUCGUCAGAACAAAAAGCUUCACAUCGGCGUGUGUUUACAUCACCUGCUGCCUCAAUUUUAACUUGUUCAACCAGCGACCGCAGAUAAUCUUUCCCUCCUUUCGGUUUCAUUAUUACCUUAGUUAAUAUAUUUAUGUUUUAAGUCAUAUUCUUUGAAAUGUUCUUUGAUAGUAUUUGAUCGCGCUUUAUAUCUGCUCCCAUACAGUGUUUUUAUUUCCAUCAUUUACUUAAAGCUACACUUUGAUGCUCACCAGUGCAACAUAAGAAUAAAUAGAUAUAGCAGCUUUUUUUUUUUUAUUUUAAUUUUGGGCGAGCUGGUACCAAAUGGGUUGUUUUAAAUAGUUGUAUUUUCUAAUUUCUAUGAUGGUAAGGAACGAAAGCUGUUGAGCCUGAGGCGAUUGUUGAUUCCAAAUGAUCAGUGGUGUCUUGUAAACAUCACACGCUCAGUUUUUGCUCUUUUCUUUGCCACGUUUUUCUCCGCCGUGCCAUUUGACACGAGCCACAUUUAAACACCAAAGUCUGCCAUUAUUUAUUUUGAAAAAAACCAUGAGUCCGAUUUCUUACUGUGCGUGUUAAUUUAAUUUCUGUCUUUAACCCAUGCUUUAAAACAUGUGCUUCUAAUUUUGUAUCUUUUUUUUUUUUUUAAUUUAGGGCUGAGGCUUACUGGAAAUCGAUGAUUCCUUUUAUAGAUUUAUUUAGUCAUUAAGCUUUAACAAACAAGGGAAGAAGAAUUGUUUUUUUUUAAUGAUGUUGCUGUCACUUUCUGUUGGACUUUUACUGUAAAAUCAGUCACACUGGAUGGGAACUGACCAAGCCAAAGUAUCAUACUGUCUGUGUGUUCUUUUUGAAUGGAUGUUAAUCGGGGAUUUGGAAAUCUGUAUUAAUUGUAUAAUUGUCGAACCAAGUGCAGUCAAAAAACUGCCUGCUAACCGAUGUGCAAUAUCACAUGUAUGUGUUUGCUAAGCUUAAAGAGGUAUAUUUUCUUAAACUUUGCCUUCCUUUUGCACUGAGGGGGGAAAUAAUAUGUAUAGUUAACCCCCCAAAAUAGAUUUAACAACCUUUUAGUGUCUAAUCUGGUUUUGGAAAACAGCUUUUCAUAUUAUUUCGAUGUGGCUGCAACAGUAUAAUCUGCUGUAAGAUGCCUGGAGCUGUUUAAGUUUGGCAGGUGAAGACCCUGUUGCCUUUAUAAGAGAUGGAACGUGUGCAUUAGAGCUUUUUGGCCUGCAGAUUUUACGCUGGAUCAGGUCCACAAUCAGGUACAGCUUAAUCUCUCUUGUCCUCUCGCACACUAUCUUGGAAGUAUUUAAAUUUGAUGUAUGAAAAUUUCUGUUUGAUGACUUCAUGUAUGUCUGCCUCAGUUUAUAUGAUGCUGUUUGACUGUCGGGGUUGUGAGUGUGAAUGAAAAUGUCAGACGGAACCACUGUUGGAAGAAAAUCUAAUAAAUUCUGAUUUUCUAAUUACUAA